UAAAGAACUAAAUAGUCGAGUUAAGAAUUACGCCGUAUUUAGCAGUUAGAAAACUUGUUUUUCAACUUUUUUAGUAAAUCUUGAUUUGUUACUUAAUAGCUAGUCGACAGUAAUAACUUUUUCUUCUCUGAAAAGGGUAUAACAAAAAACAUUUAAAUUAAAUGAACAGAACAGUAGGCUGCAGAACAUAUAACUAAAUAUUACAUAUUUAAUCAUCUUGGUUUUUAUUUAAAAAAAAAAAUUAUUUAUACAUUGCUGCCCUUAUAUAAAUAUUAUUGCGAAUCGUUUCGGUACCAAAAAAUCGAAUAAAAAAUAUUAUGUAUUUACUACAAUAUUUGUAACGAUAAGUACAUGAAUAUGUAUUGAAUGAAUAACUAACGUAAGUGAAUGGCGUUACCGCGAUAAAAGCGCAAAUGUCAGUAAUUGUGACACUAAGGGCACCUAAUAUAAGAAAAUAUUUUACAUUUCGACCAUAUAGCACAAUGGAAUGGACUUUACCGAAAUUAGUAAAGAGAAUUUUGCCGCCUUUAGAUGGAACUCUUCAUAAAGGACAGGCUGGUAGAAUUGGUAUUGUAGGGGGAUCAUUGGAAUAUACAGGAGCCCCAUAUUUCGCUGGAAUAAGUGCUUUAAAGGUUGGAGCCGACUUAUUACAUAUCUUUUGUUCAACACCAGCAGCUUCAGUUAUAAAAUCAUAUAGCCCAGAGUUAAUUGUUCAUCCCUUACUGGAUCAACCAAAUGCAAUUGACAAGAUUACGCCAUGGCUUGAAAGACUCCAUGUUUUGGUUAUUGGGCCAGGUUUGGGUCGGGAAAUUGACACAUUUACUGUAGUAUCUCAACUCAUUAAAUUAAUCGGCGUUAAACAAAUACCACUCAUUAUUGAUGCAGAUGGACUAUUUUUAAUAACAGAAAAACCUGAGCUAUUGGAGAAUUUCUCUUCACCAGUGAUAUUAACACCAAAUAAAAUUGAAUUUGAAAGGCUUUACAACAAAUUGAGUACUUCGGCCGGUUUGGCGGAAUUGGGAAAAAAUGUAACAAUAUUAAGGAAAGGCCAAACGGAUGAGUUGCUUUGCUACCAUUCUAAUCUACAGUGGAAGAUCAAUACGGGGGGUUCUGGGAGAAGAUGCGGUGGACAAGGUGACAUUCUUUCGGGAUCCAUAGCAACAUUUCUACAUUGGGCAAUUAAUUCAUCAAAUAAAAUUGAGAUAGGUGUCAAUGUCGAUAAAAUGUUAUUAUUGUCCUCAUUAUCAUGUUUCGCUGCUGCUAAACUCGUGAGAUUGUGUAAUGAAAAGGCAUUUAAAGCUAAAGGGAGGAGCAUGUUGGCUGUGGAUAUGAUUGAAUACAUACACGAAUCAUUUCAGGAACUCUAUGAGAACUGACACAAAUAGAUAUAACACAAGGUGCGAUAUUAAACAAUUCAUAUUAUAACUUGUUAUUAAGUGUAGGUAAUAACAUUUUACAUCUAAUAAAUGUUUCUAACACAAA
Danaus plexippus (monarch butterfly) is the source of this 1482-nucleotide messenger RNA. RefSeq names its product ATP-dependent (S)-NAD(P)H-hydrate dehydratase (gene Naxd). NCBI's taxonomy places the organism in Eukaryota, Metazoa, Arthropoda, Insecta, Lepidoptera, Nymphalidae. The transcript has 2 exons. Gene Ontology annotation, molecular function: ATP-dependent NAD(P)H-hydrate dehydratase activity. The record is from RefSeq and is a predicted model, not a curated record. Gene Ontology annotation, biological process: metabolite repair. The coding region runs from base 414 to 1376 and encodes 320 amino acids.